GUGGGGCCAGGAGGAGGAGGAGGAAUGGGGGCGGGGGGGGUUCUAUAUAAAAGCUGCCAGAACACAAGUGGGGCUUUAUCCACGCUGUCCCGCUCUGGGUAACUGCUCCACCUCAGCCAGCUUCACCCUCUUCUCCCCUGAAAUGGCAGCAUCCUGGACGCAGGCAGCACGCGGGCCCUUCUCCACGCUCGCUCUCAUGCUGCUCGCCGCCUCGCUCCUAAACGCAGGGGUCGCAGCGCAGAAUGACGACGAUGGGCAGCAGAGCGUCUUUCCGGCGGCGCCAGGACAAACGGUUCCCGUUACCACUAAAGCUCCCAAGCCAACGGACCCCCAAACGGUGGUAACACCGACCAUCGACUCCCUAACAACCAAAACGACUGGAGAGAGCGCAGCAGCAUCACCAACGGCAACGGAAAAGGCCGAACAACAGGUCACAGAGACGGUUCCUGUCCAGACCGACCGCCGGGAGGAAGCAAAGGCCGCACCCCUCCCUCUGCCUGGCAGGGGCGACGGCCCCAACAACAAACCGCCGAUGGUGCCACAGGACGACGUCGUUUGCGUCAGCAAAGAAGCCGUCAAGGACAAAAACGGAGUCAGUCUAAAACUGGAGGCCUCCUCCGCCUGUAAAGACACCAAAGUGAAGAUUGAAAGUGUCCGGCAGGAGCUGUGCGGUGAAGACUGUAAGCUUUAUAUCUACCAAGAGGACGACUCCGACCAAAUCCUUGUGACUGGAAAAUACGUUGAAGAGGACGUUGCUGGCAUGGCUGGCAAGUUCAACAAUGACAACAUCAAAGAUAAGAUCGGCGUGCAGGAGGCGGCACCGCGCUGGGGGAGGAACUCCAAGCUGGUGCUGGUUUCCUUGCUGCUGACUGGCCUGUUGCUGGCUGCCCUGCUGGUAGCUGGUUAUUACCUCAAGACCCACCGCAGGACCUCCAAGGGAGUCCGACUGGCCGAAUCUUUCCAGGUGGACGAGGAGAACCAGGCCAACACCCUGGUGUCCGUGGCCCCUCUGCCCCAAGAGCCCCAGGAGCCCCAGGAGCCCCAGGACAAGCCCACCGCCAACGGGGAGCCCGCUGCGGAGAACGGGACCAGCCCGGCCCCCAACGGACACUCUGCCACCCAGACCCCAGUGGCCGACACCGAGAUGUAAGGGCCACCCGUUCAGACCAAUCAACCCCCCCGCCCCCCAGGUCACACUACCCAGAAGGCCCCUCUGCUGCGUCACAGACAAACGGAGACAAAUUCGACACAAAGCCUCCACAUACAUUUCCCCCCCCCCCCCUCCUGCACCUCUCUGGAAGACAAUGACAACGCCUGUAAUGUGAAUAGUUAGGGAUAGUUGGUGUCCACCAGAAGGAGCCCCCCCCCCCACACACACACACACACACACACACACACUGUGUUUGGACCGGCGCUGCUCAGAAGGACACGGAGUCGGGUCCUAACGAUCAUUGUCGAGUACACAACAUCACGCCAAAUACAGUGCUGUGAUUUCUGGAGAGGAAGCAGCAGAUGAUCCAGUUGAAUCCAAAGCGUUCAGACUGAUGUUGUUAUUGGUUACUAUUUGAUUUGUGAAAUGUUUGUUUUCUAAGCCUCGCUUUUUGCCUGAUUAGCGAAUUGGGAGAUGGACACAGAAGAAGGGAACAAGAUAAAUCUUGUAAUUAAAAAACGGAAAAUACCAUCUUUCAAAAGAAGCAAAAAAGAAGAAGUUGCCGUUGUUACUCAACUAGCAAAGAAAGCCGGCAUUCUUCUUUUGGAGCAUGAAAGGAAUCCGGCUGUCCAAAGCAUGGAAACCAUUAGCAGUGACCUCAGAGCUAAAUGAGCAACUAAACCUUGACAACAGCUGACCUCGGGUCAGAGUUUAAUAAGGAUAUGUUGUAAAGUACUCUUUUGUAUUAGUGUGAUGAUUUUACUAAUGAAAUCAGUGUACAGUUUUUUUUGUUGUUUCUGUUUUUUUAAACAAACUGCCUUCGAUUGCUGGAAAGCGUCUUUUUAUCCAGAGAAAAUGGGAGCUGGUGAACAACAACAACAACAACCCUGCCAGGAUAUUUCUCCACAACAACAACAAGAUUUCCUGAAAACGCCCUUUUCUCCUUGUUGAUAUGCAAACAUUUUUUCUACAUUGGCGGUACAGAUAUUUUUUUUUUUAGCUUCUCUUCUGAACAUCUGGCUGCUUUUUUGAUGUACUGCAUGUGUAAAUAUUCUCUCUGUUAAAUGCCUGACUCAUAAACUGUGAUUGUUGACAACGUC
Pungitius pungitius (ninespine stickleback) is the source of this 2250-nucleotide messenger RNA. RefSeq names its product hematopoietic progenitor cell antigen CD34. Gene Ontology annotation, cellular component: membrane. The transcript is spliced from 8 exons. The record is from RefSeq and is a predicted model, not a curated record. Lineage: Eukaryota; Metazoa; Chordata; Actinopteri; Perciformes; Gasterosteidae. Bases 143 to 1150 code for a protein of 335 amino acids. Gene Ontology annotation, biological process: cell adhesion.